This is a messenger RNA of Coccinella septempunctata (seven-spotted ladybird), 2826 nucleotides long. Its product is annotated as zinc finger FYVE domain-containing protein 1-like. NCBI's taxonomy places the organism in Eukaryota, Metazoa, Arthropoda, Insecta, Coleoptera, Coccinellidae. Gene Ontology annotation, molecular function: GTP binding; metal ion binding; GTPase activity. The transcript has 6 exons. The record is from RefSeq and is a predicted model, not a curated record. Bases 408 to 2474 code for a protein of 688 amino acids.
GUCUCAUUGGUUUGACGCCUCCGAUUUAAAGAUCAUUAUGGGGUUAUCUUAAAUUCUACUGCAGUUCAAACUCGUAUAAAGUGAUCAAUGCAUUGUUAAAAUAACGGAAGUGUGAAGUAAAAAUCUCUUUUAUUGACAUAAAGCUUAAAUAAAGAUCUUUGGCUUAAAUCAGUUUAGCGUUUUUCAGAAGCAUGUGUUGAGUGUUGAAGAAAAAGACGUGAAAAUUGAGGAAACGUCAAAUUGCAAGUGUCAAGUCAUGCGUAAGUUUUCUUUGAUGUUGGGUUGAAAAGUGAAAUUCUCGAUAUAGUGUUCGUAUAAAUCAAUUUACUUCUUAUAAUUGUGUUUACCAACCAUGCUAUUGAAGAUGCGUUGCACAUCUGAAUCUCACCACCCCAAAUUCAAAUAAAAUGGAUAGAUCCUUAGCUCACAAGGCCCGAAAGUAUGACUAUAACAAAUCUCCUUGCAUACUAAAUUCAUUGGAUCCAACAGAUCUAAACAUUUCAGUAAGGAUGACUAACGAUAAGCAAUUCACAGGAGAUCUAGAAUCCCUGAAUUUACUCCAAGAAAUAAAUGACACCCCUCAGAGUGACUGUAAUAGUGUUCACCUGCUCAAUGACAACGAAGAACUUCUCAUAUCAACAGAGGAACGUUUCUUGAACGAUUUGGAAAUAGAAAAAGGCAAAAAAAUCAAAGUUGUCUCCAUAUUCGGUAAUACAGGUGAAGGAAAGUCGCAUACCUUGAACCAUACAUUCUUUAAUGGGCAAAAUAUUUUCCAAACAUCACCGUCUCAGACCUCCUGUACAAUUGGAGUUUGGGGGAAGUUCAAUCCAGAACUGAAUGUCUUAUUUUUGGACACAGAAGGGUUGCUGGGUAUUUCGAAGAAGGAACAGCAAAGGUUGAGGUUACUAUUGAAAGUUUUGGCAGUGUCUGAUAUUGUUAUUUACCGAACAAGAACUGAGAGAUUGCAAAGAGAUAUGUAUUCGUUCUUAGGAAGCGCAUCAAAGGCUUAUAAGAAUCAUUUUAACCGUGCUUUCCAAAAGUUCCGGGAAAAGAAUGACAUCGACAUGUCUGUUUCCUUGGGGCCAAGUCUGAUCAUAUUUCACGAAACCAGGUUUACCGAAACCCUGGAUUAUAGCGCAAGCGUGACUGAAUCUGCAGAAGAUAUCAUAAGAACGAAUUUCACAGAUCUAAGGCUUGAAUAUGAUUCUUUCAGUUCUAUCAAAUAUAUAGGGGUUAGGAAUAAAGAAGGACCUACACCAUAUAAAAGACUUCGUGUUUCUGUUCUCAAAGAAUUGGAGAGUACAGAAAUAAGAUCACCAAGAGAAGCAAAAUAUAUUUAUCUGACUAUAAAGUGUUUAAAUCAGAAGUUCCAAAAUAAGAUAACAGAGUCACAGCCGGACCUAUAUCUUCCUGCAUUCUUUACUUGCCAAGAUAAAUGUAUAUCGUGUCAUAACAAUUGCACCUUAUCUACCGGUCAUAAGGAAGAUGGAGAACCUCAUGCAACAUCUAAAAAGUGUGAAUUCCAGCAUCAGUUCCAGAAUUGCAUUUAUCUUUGUAAGAAAUGCUAUAUGAAAGGCGAAAGGACCAUAGUUACACCUAGCUAUACUUCUGAAACGGAAAGUUCAUGGUCCAGUCUGUUCAAUUAUGUUUGGUCUGGUUAUGUGAUAACUUGCAAGAAAUGUGGUGAGAUAUACAGAAGCCGCCAACAUUGGUAUGGCAAUAAGGAUCCUGAGGAAAGUGCGGUUAUACCAGAGGUUGUACAUAUCUGGCCAGGGGAUAAAUAUUAUUCACAGGAUGGUACCCUUCUUGGUUCCCAAAAUGCAGCUCAGAAAUUCGUUGAUAGCGUCACAAGCAUCUCAGACACAGUUGCUAGCAUUGGAUCUCAACCUACCAAAAUGGUUUCACAGUGGGUAGCUAAUCAAAUAAAUCCAAGCUAUUGGCGGCCAGAUGAGGAAAUAAAAGAAUGCUUCAGUUGCAAAAUUCCCUUUGAUAAUCUGUCCCAGAAGCAUCAUUGCCGUUUGUGCGGUGAGGGCUUUUGCGAUCCUUGUUCAUUGAAGAGAACACCGGUUCCAUCGCAGGGUUGGAGUGGUCCAGUAAGAGUUUGCGACGAAUGUUACGCGAAAUUGAAUUCCCCUGAAUCGUCGCAAGAAGGCAUGUCAUCAUCGUCAUCUAACGACAUUAUAGCCAGGCAGCUCGGUGAAACAUUCAUAAGCUCCAUACAAACCGUCAAGUCCAUUCUUGACGUGCCCAAGGGGCUGAUGAAAAGCAUGGCUCGUCCUCUGUAUUGGACGCCGGAUGAUCAGUGCAUAAAUUGCAGCAACUGCAAUCGAGAAUUCGGGCCUCAACUGUUACUACAUCAUUGUAGGGAAUGCGGUAAGGGAGUAUGCGAUAAUUGCUCUCUAAAGAGAAAACCUGUUCCGUUACGGGGCUGGGAUUUUCCUGUCCGGGUUUGUGAUCAUUGCGACUGUAACUGAUUCGCAGUUUUGGAUAAUUCUUUUUUGUAGAUAAAGAAACGAUAUUUUAUUUCGGUUCGGAAAUUCAAAGGAAUCAUCUAUUGUAUAGGUAUCAUUUUAUUUAUGCAUUUCGAAGAACUACCUUAUUUAUGUAUAAUUGUAUUUUUACUUUUGUUGCAAGAUGAAUUGUUUUGUCAAGGAUUUCGAGUGUCAUUGUGAGUGUGAGGAAAAAUAUAUGAUUCAUUUGACAUGAAAUUUUCUCAUAUUUUUGGUUUUCGCCAACAUCUCAAAAUCAUGAUAUCUGAUAUUUUUUAUAAUUUGUUUUUUGAUAUGUAGAUAAUCUUAAAGUGAAAAUAAAAGAUAUGACUGAUUU